Molecule: messenger RNA, 1098 nt
Organism: Struthio camelus australis
Lineage: Eukaryota; Metazoa; Chordata; Aves; Struthioniformes; Struthionidae
Source: RefSeq, a predicted model, not a curated record
AUGUUAUCUCAAGAUAAAGGGGACCAAAGGGUGUCCUUCGUCUUAGAUAAGCAGCCAUAUCGGUUACCUGGACCUGGCAAGGAUCGGGUUAGAGAUCAUUUAGGUAAACUUAACACCCACAAGUCCAUGGACUACAAUGGGAUGCACCCACAAGUGCUGAGGGAGCUGGCAGGCAUCGUUGCUAGGCUACUCUCCAUCACCUUUGAAAGGUUUCGGCAAUCAGGAGAGGUGCUUGAGGAUUGGAAACAAGCAAAUAUCACCCCAGUCUUCAAAAAGAGCAAGAAGGAGGAGCCAGGGAACAACAGGCCUGUCAGCCUCACCUCCAUCCCUGGAAAGCUGAUGGAACAGCUCAUCCUGGAAGCCAUCACUAAGCACAUGGAAGAAAAGGUGAUCAGUAGUCAGUAUGGAUUCACUAUAGGGAAAUCAUGUUUGACCAAUCUGAUAGCCUUCUAUGAUGGGGCAACUGCCUGGGUAGGUGAGGGGAGGGCAGUGGAUGUUGUCUGCCUGGACUUCAGCAAGGCUUUGGACACUGUCUCCCAUCACAUCCUCCUAGGUAAGCUCAGGAAGUGUGGGUUGGAUGAGUGGAGAGUGAGGUGGAUGGAGAAGUGGCUGGAUGGCCGAGCUCAGAGGGUUGUGGUGAAUGGCGCAGAGUCAAGUUGGAGGCCUGUAGCUAGCGGUGUCCUCCAGGGGUCAGUCCUGGGUCCAGUCUCGUUCAAUGUACUCAUCGAUGACCUGGAUGAAGGCACAGAGUGUAUUUUCAGCAAGUUUGCUGAUGAUCCAAAACGAGGAGGAGUGGCUGACACACCAGAGGGCUGUGCUGCCCUUCAGAGGGACGUGGUGGAUAGGUGGUCGGAGAGGAACCCCAUGAAGUUCAACAAAGGCAAGUGCAGGGUCCGGCAUUGGGUAGCAAGAACCCCAUGCACCAGGACAGGCUGGGGCUUUAUUCUGCUGGAAAGCAGCUCUGCAGAGAAGGACCUGGGAGUCCUGGUGCACAAGUUGGGCGUGAGCCAACCAUGUGCCCUUGUGGCCACGAAGGCCAAUGGUCUCCUGGGGUGCAUUAGGCAGAGUGUUGCCAGCAGGUGGAGGGAGGUGAUCCUG